This is a messenger RNA of Marasmius oreades (fairy-ring Marasmius), 918 nucleotides long. RefSeq lists its product as uncharacterized. NCBI's taxonomy places the organism in Eukaryota, Fungi, Basidiomycota, Agaricomycetes, Agaricales, Marasmiaceae. Gene Ontology annotation, biological process: DNA catabolic process. The transcript has 13 exons. Gene Ontology annotation, molecular function: endonuclease activity; nucleic acid binding. The coding region runs from base 1 to 918 and encodes 305 amino acids. The record is from RefSeq and is a predicted model, not a curated record.
AUGAAAGUUGUUGCUCUGGUCGUGUCGUUAUCAUCGCUACCUGCGGCGUACGCCUGGGGAGCAAUUGGACAUGAAGCUGUUGGCUAUGUCGCUAUGCAAUUCCUUGCACCGAACGCCCUCUCCUUCGUAAAGUCUUCGCUUGGGGCCACGUACGAUGAAUCCUUAGGUGUCGCUGCGACAUGGGCAGAUGAGGUGAAAUCUCAAGCAGCAUAUCGAUGGUCUUCUAGUCUCCACUUCAUCGAUGCUGAAGACAGCCCUCCCAUUUCUUGUUCCGUGGUAGAAUCGAGGGAUUGCCAGAAUAACAACUGCAUCUUGGGUGCCAUCGCAAACUACACCGUCAGGGUAGUUGACACUUCACUCUCUGCUGCUCAACGUCAGGAAGCUCUCAAAUUCUUAGACCACUUCCUCGGAGAUGUUGGACAGCCUCUUCACGUUGAAGCAGCGGCAGUCGGCGGCAACGAUAUCGAUGUCAAAUGUAGUGGAUCAUCCACGAAUUUGCACUCGGUGUGGGAUUCCGGCAUGAUCAACAAGCUCCUGAUUUCAAACUACGGCAACUCCGUAACGACCUGGGCUAACACUCUGGUUACCCGAAUCCAGAGUGGAACCUACAAAGCAUCCGCUGCAUCUUGGAUUUCAUGUUCUUCCACUACGACGACAGAAACGCGUAGUAUCGAGGAGGACAUUUCCGGAUUGUUGAAGCCACGCGCGAUCACUCCUUUGGCUUGUCCGCAUGUAUGGGCGGCAGAGUCGAAUGCUCUUGAUUGUUCGUAUGUUUGGGACUACACCCAAUUCAGUGAUCUGUGCAGCAGUGAUUAUUUUACGGGCGCAGUUCCGAUCAUUGAAACGCAGAUUGCCAAGCAAGGGUACCGGUUGGCGGCGUGGUUGAAUGUGUUGUUCGAUGGGACUGCGACUGCUUGA